AGCAGCGCACGCGGCGUCCCAAUGAACCCUCGCGCGCGCGGCUCCUCCAACGUACAAUGGAUUAACAGGAAAGACAUGAGCGCGCGCACGGAGGACGGGGUGAGCCUGUGCCAGCGGGCGCUUCAGAUCAUCACCGAGCUGUGCCUCGCCGGCCACGUCGACCGGGAGAAAUGCGCCGACAUCUUUCCGACCGAGAGCAACAUACCAGACAUCUCUGUAAGUCUCCUAGCUGUGCUCGUGGGUUUCUGUGGACUCGCCUUGUUGGUAGUCUCUCUCUUUGUGUUUUGGAAGCUGUGCUGGCCCAUCUGGAGAAGCAAGGCGCUCUCCUCACACAGCGAGACAGUUUCCCAAGGGGUGUUGCCCGAGGCACCAGCACCUGCACAUCAUGUCCGACCAUCUCUUCCGGAGCGGCAGGUCUCACAGGUUGAGAAGCAGGAGAAGAAAGUGGAGGAGGAGGAGCAGAGAAGAAAGGUGCCUGAGGUGAAGGUAAACGGUCAUAGUUCAGUGAGGUCACUAGAAGCAGCCAUGAAGAUCAGUCAGACAUCUCCAGACAUCCCAGCUGAGGUGCAACAGACAAUUCGCGAUCGUCUCAGUAAGAAGGCCAAGAUUCAGAAGCAGAGUACUGAACCCACCUCCUUCUCCAGACACAAUUCCUUCCGUCGCCAUCUCCGACGGCAGAUGAAUGUCACCAGUGUGGACUUCCCCAUGGACACUCUACCAGUGAGACAGUCCUCAGCAGUAAGCAUUGGGCGCAUAAAGCCAGAACUCUACAAGCAGAAGUCGGUGGACUCAGAGGAAGGGAACAAGGAGCCGGUGGAGACAUGUGGCAAGCUUAGCUUUGCACUGAAAUACAACUACGAGGAGCAGGCUUUAGUUGUGCGUAUCCUUAAAGCCCUGGACCUGCCGGCCAAAGACUUCACCGGUACCUCUGACCCCUACGUAAAGAUCUACUUGCUCCCUGAGCGUAAAAAGAAGUUCCAGACACGGGUUCAUCGAAAGACACUGAACCCCACCUUUGACGAGGUGUUCUGUUUCCCGGUGGAGUACGAUCAGCUGUGUAACCGCAAGUUGCACUUCAGCGUCUACGAUUUUGACCGUUUCACAAGUCAUGACAUGAUUGGCGAGGUAGUUGUGGACAACUUGUUUGAGCUCUCAGACCUGUCACGUGAGGCUGUGGUCUGGAAGGACAUUCUCGCAUCCACCACAGAGAGUGUGGAUUUAGGGGAAAUUAUGUACUCCCUCUGCUACCUUCCCACGGCUGGCCGCAUGACUCUGACCGUCAUCAAGUGCCGAAAUUUGAAAGCCAUGGACAUCACUGGCUCCUCUGACCCGUAUGUUAAAGUGUCACUGAUCUGUGAUGGUAGAAGGCUAAAGAAACGGAAAACCACCACUAAAAAGAGCACACUCAACCCUGUGUACAAUGAGGCCAUCAUCUUUGACAUCCCUCCGGAGAACGUGGAGCAGGUCAGCCUGUCGAUUAUGGUGAUGGAUUAUGACCGAGUUGGACACAAUGAGGUGAUCGGGGUGUGUCGGACAGGCCCUGAUGCUGAGGGUCUGGGUCGAGACCACUGGAACGAGAUGUUGGCCUACCCACGCAAGCCCAUCACCCACUGGCAUGCCCUGUGUGAGUGGCCAGGAAGAGGAUCCAGUUUUGAAAGCCAGGGUUCUUGCCCGUCCCCAAAAGCUCCACAGACUCCAUAACCUCGACGUCAACGAGAUCCCGAAUGUCCAAAAUUGUUUCUACUUAGUGGCCAUGUUUUUGGUUUGCCAGUUAUCUCUUCUUUUUUUUUUCUCUCUUUUGUUGUAGCUUGUAAAAUGACUUUAUUUUCCCUAACGAUAAAAUGCAGUGCAAAUAGUCCAUGUACACACAACUAAUGUGACUCUAUUACCUCCAGAACUUGUGCUGAAAGCAUGCGGGUUAAAAGCAAUGGGUAAUGCAACAAGUUUGUUGAUUGCUUAAGAGAUGGAAUGUGAUGAUUGACAGUACAUAAUGAUAGUACAUUAGUGACAUAUCAUUUAAAAGCUUUUAAAAUUUUGUCUUUUGCAUAAUAUAAAAAACUGAUAAAAAUAUUUGAUGUUUUAAAUAUUUAUUUUUUUAAAUGACCCAUAGUGGUACCAUGCACAUUUUAAAUCUAACCUUAUUCUGUGUGUGAUUGGAAGUUGUGAGCAGCAGUGUUGAGCCCUGAAUAGUCACCCGACUGAUGUAGAUGUCAACACAUAUGGUAAAAAUGUAUGCAAAUGUUUAAUACUCUGGCUUUAUUGUAACAUAUACACAGUAUUUAUUACUCUUGUAAAGUGAAUAAUAAUUUUAGUUAUGUUUUUCAACUUUCCAUUUAGUAUAAUUAGUAAUCACAUGUUGAAAUUACACUGGAUAUUAAUGCUUGUUUUCAAAAUACUGUAUAGCAUAUAAUUAACAAAAAAAUUGGUCAUUUUAGUGCUUUAGAAACAUUGCAUUCUUCAAUUCUGAAGUUUGUCUUAAAUUUUGAAGAUGCACAGACCAUUUUAUCCAACAAAUAUAGAAAAAUAUAUAAAUAAUUAAUUUUGAUCAGCAAUUUCUUGAAUUUGGGAAAGACCUCAGGCUUACGAAAGCAAUUCAGGGUAGUGGUGCUUCUACAAUCUGACAAGAAUCAGAGAACCCAGCAAGCCAUAUGUCCGAUUAGAACCUGCAAAAAAAUGUGAGAAGAGAGAUCUUUCUUUAGUUUAGGGAAAUUAACGAGCAUUUUAGGAAACAGUUUGCAGCAUGGAGGAAUGGUGAUCUGUCAACCUCAUGAUGUAUUCAUUGCAGUACAGAUUUUGCAAAUGUGGAAUUCACAGUAGCAGAUAAUGUAGCUUAAGGAUUUAUUUUGGUAAGUCAUCAAAUGCACAACAUAGUAAAUUAUCAAAAAGUUCUAUUUACCAAAAAAAAAAAAGAAAUUCCUUUUUAACAAUCUUUUUCAUUCAGUCUCCUGUAUAUCAAUGAAUAUGCAUUGAUGCACAUAAGCAUAAUGCAGAGAAUGCUUUUUGCAUCCAUAGAAGUGUUUAAAGGCCCAUUACUAAGGUGUGUUCUUAGUUAUUACAUGAUUUUUAACUAAUCAAAUCAAAAUGUGGUAGAAUUAAAAACAGUUUUGUCAGCAGUGACAAACGGUUAAGUUUCAUACACAAAUUUGUAUCAGCAAUAAUGUAUUUUUAAACACAAAAAAUAAAUAUGUUCCAUUUUAAUAGUGAAAUAAUAAAAUCAACAUUCUUGAUAAUGAGCUCAUUUUAAGAUGUUUACAUACGAUGAAGUGGUGCAUCCCAGGGAAUUAUUUUAUUUAAAAUAAAGUAGUAAAAAAAACAUUCAUAUGUAUUUAAAAAAGGUAAAUUGAGCUCCAUAAAUUAUGGUAUAUGGAGUUAAUAGCAAAAUGUAGCUCAGAUUGACUUAAGUUUUUUUUUUUAUUAUAAUUUUUAUUUUAUAACUUGUUUUUAAUUGAAUAACAAAACAGGCAUAUGGAAAAAAUCAGAUGCUUAGAAAUUUAGUUUUUCCCAGUGGGUUGCUCAAAAACAGCUGAUGCAUCAUUAAAACUAGAACACCUUGUGAUUAUGCAAAUUAGUCUCAUUAAUUAAAUUUAUAUGCACAGCCUUGGACCAAAGGUGUAAUGCAGAAUUUAUAUUAUAAUUUUCUGUUCCCAUUUUACGAGUGAUAUAAUGUUACCAUAGCAAUGUAACAUUAGUAGUGUCAAUUAAUGACGUGUAGACUUUGAAAUCAUCUCGCGCAAUUGGCUACUGAAAGUGCUUUGAAGAAGUAAUCCUAUGAACAUGGCAAAUAUCUAAAGGCUGUGUACUGUUAUCUUUACUUUGCACAGAAAGACUAUGUUUUUGCCCCAGUAAAUCAUAAGUGAUAGAUUCUUGUAGCAUGUUGACACCUGUCUCUCUAUCUCCUUGAUGAUACUAGAACCUUUACAUAUGGAUUCCUGAAUUUUGGAGUUGUCUUUGUAUUUGCACAUAUCCACCGUUUCAGUGCCAACGUGCAUAAAUACUUGAGCAUAAAUACUUGAGUUUCUUGAUUAUGUAAAAGUGCAUUUAUAUGGAUUGUUUGGUGAUAAUUUAUAUG
Molecule: messenger RNA, 4069 nt
Organism: Clarias gariepinus (North African catfish)
Lineage: Eukaryota; Metazoa; Chordata; Actinopteri; Siluriformes; Clariidae
Gene: syt10
Product: synaptotagmin X
Exons: 7
Coding region: 22-1701 (559 amino acids)
Biological process (GO): calcium-ion regulated exocytosis; regulation of calcium ion-dependent exocytosis; regulation of dopamine secretion
Cellular component (GO): membrane
Molecular function (GO): clathrin binding; calcium ion binding; phosphatidylserine binding
Source: RefSeq, a predicted model, not a curated record